AUGGCUGAACACCCUUCAUUCACUCUUGCCGCCCUUCUGCCUGCAGGGGGUAUCGCUGGGUACCUGAAGACCCGCUCAGCGCCUUCUUUGAUCGCGGGUGUCGGGCUCGGAAUCUCGUACGCAUACUCUGGGUAUCUGAUUAAAGAGAACCGUGACUACGGCACCGAGCUUGCUUUGGGAAACAGCGUACUUCUUCUCGGUUCUGCAAUUCCCAGGAUUAUUAAAACCGGGGCUAAGGCCCCUGUGCCUUUGGCGCUCGGCGCCACUGGCUUGUUGGCAUCGUACUACUACCAGAAGAAGGUUAGAGAAUUCCGAUAUGGGGUCUAG
Penicillium mononematosum is the source of this 327-nucleotide messenger RNA. Its product is annotated as TMEM14 family protein. The transcript has 3 exons. The record is from RefSeq and is a predicted model, not a curated record. NCBI's taxonomy places the organism in Eukaryota, Fungi, Ascomycota, Eurotiomycetes, Eurotiales, Aspergillaceae. Bases 1 to 327 code for a protein of 108 amino acids. Gene Ontology annotation, cellular component: membrane.